Messenger RNA from Pistacia vera, 916 nucleotides. Its product is annotated as early nodulin-like protein 1. The coding region runs from base 65 to 709 and encodes 214 amino acids. NCBI's taxonomy places the organism in Eukaryota, Viridiplantae, Streptophyta, Magnoliopsida, Sapindales, Anacardiaceae. Gene Ontology annotation, molecular function: electron transfer activity. Gene Ontology annotation, cellular component: plasma membrane. The record is from RefSeq and is a predicted model, not a curated record. The transcript is spliced from 3 exons.
CAUUCACCAACUUUAAACAUUUCCAGGUUUCAGUCUUCCAUUCGUUAAACUUUUUUCUUUGGCAAUGGCUAGCACCAUUUUGAGAUUAGAUGACAAGAGAAGCAGAGCAUUUCAUGCAUUGGGAUUCCUCAGUCUCAUGCUUUUGAUGCAAAACUGUGCUGCAAGACAGUUCCAAGUUAGCUGGAGUGUUCCCUCUAAUAACUCUACUCUCAAUCAAUGGGCUGAAAAAAACCGAUUUCAAACCGGGGACUCGCUUGUGUUCAAAUAUUCAUCUGGCCAAGAUUCAGUGCUUGAAGUGACAAAGGAUGCCUAUGACAACUGCAGCACAGAGGUUCCUUUGGCAAAAUUCACAGAUGGCCACACUGUCUUCACUUUCAAUCACUCUGGGCCUUUCUACUUCAUCAGUGGCAGCAAAGACAACUGUCUCAAGUCUGAGAAACUGAUUGUGGUGGUCUUGGCUGACAGAAGCAACAGCAGUUCCAAGACAAAUGACACAACCCCACCAAGCCCAUCCCCGUCAAACUCGACCGACAUGAUCACACCGGCUCCAGCCCCGGCUGACGAGAAUUCUCCACCUGCAGGGCCUGUGGACAUCAACCCAACUCCAGCUCCUGAGGCUCCACCAAGUACAGCUUCUUCAACCUUCAUUAGUCUCAUAAACUCUAUUGGGGCUUUGGCGGCUGCUUCAUCACUUCUUCUGGCAUUCUAAGUUGACAAAUUAUAGCUUGCAUAAAAGCAUCGUUUGUUUGGGGUUUCGUAGUGAUUGUUUUCAAUUUUUUUGGCCGCUUGAUUUCUCCGUGAUUUUUCGAAUAAGUGGGAAGUUUGAAUACUCUUUGGUGUGCUUGUUAAUCAAUUUAAGUUUAAGAUGAAAGUACAGUGUAUAUGUAACUAAAUAAAUGGAUUCUAUUCUAUGUGA